AUGCGACUUCCCAUCCAAACAAAAGCUUGGUUCGCUGCUGGCCUCAUAAUUCCAGUCAUUUUUGCUCAAGACUCUAGUCCUGGCGGCGCAGUCCAUCCAGGUCAACCCGAGAACUGCAAUGGAUGGCACACCAUUGUUAAGGGCGAUACCUGCCAGAGCGUGCCCCAGAAAUAUGGCAUCUCGUUCAAGCAAUUCCUCGCCUGGAACCCAGCCGUGUCCUCCGACUGCCUCAACAACUUCUGGUUGGAAUCGGCCUACUGCGUGAGGGUUGGACAGAGCAGCUCCAAACCACCGACAACCUCAUCCACAUCCGGGACUAGCAUUUCUAGUUCAAGGUCCGUAUCCCAGACGACCAUCACCUCGGCAUCGAAGGCAACAACAUCAUCCAUCAUCCCCACCUCUUCGUUCAACUCAACCUACUCAACCUUGCAUCCCGUCACCUCGUGGAAUGUGUCGGCAACGAGUACUGACAGGACGUGGCCGCCUACCAAGACGCUCGCGGUUCAGACAACAAUCUGCAAUGCGUGGCAUCGUGUGAUGCCUGGCGACACAUGUCAACGGCUGAUGAACAAGUACGGCUUCCAGUCUAUCGAAAUUUUCUUGGGCUGGAACCCCGCCGCCAAGGAGGACUGUGAAAUGCUUAUUGCCGACUAUUGGCUAUGCGUCGGCGUCCAGCAGCAGCAAUACAAUACGGAUCUCGAAUGGGAGACGGCUCAGCCUGAGUUCACUGAGCCUCCCGAGCCCACGGAGUAUACAUCUGUGACGUUGCCCACGGCUGAUUCGAGCUUCGCGCCGACGCCUUCUCAGGGACCUAUGCCUACCAACUGCAAGGCAUUCCACAAAGCUGAAGCAAAUCAAAACUGCAACGACCUUGUCAGCUUAUACGGUUACUUCUCGCAACAGCAGUUUCUGUCGUGGAAUCCAGCUCUUGAUGGCAAUUGCCUGGGAAUGUGGCUCGACACAUACUAUUGCGUCGGCGCAUACUCUGAUAAUGACCUUCCGUUGCCGGCACACCAGACGACUAAACCUACUACAGGCAGCAUUCCUGCCGGGUCGCCUAGCGAUUGCGCACGUUGGUACCAAACUACCCCUGGUGACACAUGCGCCUUAAUCGCACGCAUGUUCGGCAGCUUCAGCGUCGCUGAUUUCGUGCAAUGGAACCCAUCCAUUCUUAGUGAUUGCAGCGGCAUCGUCACAAAAGCAUGGUAUUGCGCAGGUCGCCCGAGCACGCCCACGACACGUACCGAUGGCGCACCGUCACCGACCCAGAUACCGAGCACACGGCCUACCCAGUCAGGCAUUGCUACGGCGUGUUCCAAUUACUGGUUUGUGGGAGAGGACGAUAACUGUGACAGUAUUGUGCGGCAGGCCGGCAUAUCGCUUGAUGACUUCUACGGUUGGAACAAAGCCAUUAAGGUAGGCUCAUGUGCAGGCCUCAAGUCGGACUUUUACGUCUGUGUAGGUGUCAGCGGCCAGGGAGGCAGCAGUGAGUCGUCGACUGCAAUCAAGACAACGCAGAGGUCCUCGUCAACUCAGCCUGCAACGACAACGACUGCAGCACCACAGCCGGUGGAGACGCCAUCACCUGUCCGUGAGGGUAUGACGGAGAAGUGCGUGCGAUUCUACCUGCAGCAGCCUGGCGAACUCUGCGGAGCGAUAGCAUCUAAUGCCGGCAUUUCCUUGGCGUAA
This is a messenger RNA of Didymosphaeria variabile, 1689 nucleotides long. RefSeq lists its product as uncharacterized. Lineage: Eukaryota; Fungi; Ascomycota; Dothideomycetes; Pleosporales; Didymosphaeriaceae. The coding region runs from base 1 to 1689 and encodes 562 amino acids. The transcript has a single exon. The record is from RefSeq and is a predicted model, not a curated record.